AUGACCCUCCCCAAAACAGCCUCCGCUCAGGAUGCAUCGAUCGACCGUCCCGAGCCGAUCUCCUCGUCCGCCGGCCGAUUGGAAAACCUGCUCGGUUCACCAUAUUGGCCGCUAGGCUCUUCAUUCCUCAAGUUACUCAACUUUCCACCCGCCUUUCGCACCAACUUCGGGCUCGGAGGCACUUCCGCACCGCUAUCAAUCUCGGCAAACCCAAAGGAUGGUCAUCCCGAAGUGCCCGCAGAAACGCAACCGGCCGCAGACGAGCCCAAUCAAAUGGAAGUCGAUCUCGAUGGCUCCCCAAUCGAAGACGAUGAUUGCUCUUCUCAUGGCUUCGAAAACGAGGCCGAUGGUCAUCAGGAUGAUGACGAGGAUGAUGACCACACCUUGGAAGAGCUGUUGGUCAAGCCUAGAUCGUCCGAGAACCGGAACCAGGCAUCAGCUGGAAAGCCUUCGCUAUCUGACCGACUCACUGAACCUUCGACUCACAAACACCGCUCCGAUCGUGAUAGAUUGUCCCGAGAACUUGACUACCGACAACAUUCUAGGCUUCCUUUCUCAUCAAUCCCCCGAAAUACUAACUUUCACAUUAAAGGAUUGGCUAAUCUAAAACGAUCCGGUCAAGCUUCAGAACCUUACAGGACCUCUUCAAACCUCAUAGAAUGUAACGCCAAGCUCCACCCUUGGGGUAACAAGCGUCCCCACUCAACUUCGUCCGACACCCAAUCCUCUUACCCCAACGGCAAACGUUCUCGCUUGUCGGAACCUUCAGACAAACCGAGUGUGUCCAAGAAAUGGGUUCGAGAUCGUUAUCAGGACAGCGACGAGGAGUACGACCACCGCCGAGUGUCGAAAGAGAUAAAUUCCCACCGGUACCACUGGCCCAAUCCGCAUCAGAAAUCUGACUAUCACCGUAAGCAGAAAAGCGUAGACCUUUCCACCUCGCAUGCCGGCGACUCUCAAGACCGGGCUGCCAGUGCUUCUGGUUCGAAGAAGGUCGGCGUCCAGAGGGGGGUAACCAACCUGAAGGGCAAACACAUCUCCCAAAACUUCCAUGAUGAAGUUGCAGACCGAGAAAGGCGUUGGAUGCAAGAGUUCAAGCAAUAUGAUACUGCUCAGACAGCCCAUACUCGUUCGGUCUCUCCAUUUCCCUCUUCUCAUCGACGUUCCCCCUCAAGGCAAUCGCCAGAAUCAGACGAAGACUAUUACACACUAACCCAGAUCGCACCAGACUUGCUGGAAGCACUCCAUCGUGCAGUAUUUUCAUGGAUCAAUCGGUCCAUAGCAGAAGCACUUCUCCGAUUAGGAUUAUGGCUCGAAGAGAAAAAGAUCUGGUCGCCACACGAGUGGGGAAGUAUCAGGAUAGAUCAACUCGAAAAAGUGGUUGACAUGACCUACGAUCGAGGGCUGGCUUUCUUGUUGUGGAAGUGUAGCUCCGUCGAGUUUAUGGACUUGUUACAAAAGCCCAUACAGUCUGGGAUUUUUUUCGUCCACCAAGAUCCUCAGAGUCGCGCUUGGUAUAUCCGAUUUGGUAAAGACUUUACACCGAUCGGAUUAGCUUACCGACCCCUCAUCAAAGGUUAUCGUAAGCACCUAACCGAUUCUAAAAGCCAACUACCAAUACAGGCCGGCAAGUUUGUACGGCAGUACAUCAUGUCCUGCCCCAAUGAAGAAGACUUGCUGUAUUUAUUCAAGGAUGACAAAGAUCCAAUGGGAUGUCUAAAACGAGCUGAAAAAGAAGGGAUAAUUGAACUUACUGAUCAACCGCCUUCUCAUGUCUCGUUCGGCAAUCGAGGAGGUUUGCACGGUAACAAGACAUGGUUCAAUAAGACUUCAGUUGAGAAUAAAUAUAUCACGCUGAAGCCUUUUUGGCUAUCGAAUACCCACCUCGUUGAUCAACCGUUGCUAUCGUCGCCGACAAUAACAGCUCAGACUUGUGAUACCGCUCCAAAUAAUGACAACGACCUGCUAUCGAACUCGGGAGGCAAGAAGAACAAGCAAGAUUUUUCCAAUGUGAUGGAGACUCAGCAAGGCACCGGUCAUCUGCCUGCGAUUGACAGAAGGAACUCUGAUAACACGUCCCUCUCUGCAAAUACUUCCAGUACCACUACUGACGCUGGGAUCGAACAGCUUGACCGCGUCCCUCACGAUCAUGAAGGAGAAGAUGCUCGUUCACGCAGAUCCGAUGACAUUAAAAUCAUCAAGCCGACAAGUGGUCGUCGUUCUCAUUCGUCUGACGUGGACACGUUGAUUCAAUCAGUCAUUGACCAGUUAGCUCGGGAUACCUCAAGACGCAAAAAAUAUUGA
Puccinia triticina is the source of this 2304-nucleotide messenger RNA. RefSeq lists its product as uncharacterized. The record is from RefSeq and is a predicted model, not a curated record. Bases 1 to 2304 code for a protein of 767 amino acids. NCBI's taxonomy places the organism in Eukaryota, Fungi, Basidiomycota, Pucciniomycetes, Pucciniales, Pucciniaceae. The transcript has 4 exons.